This is a messenger RNA of Aspergillus clavatus NRRL 1, 2199 nucleotides long. Its product is annotated as putative NADH-ubiquinone oxidoreductase, subunit G. Bases 1 to 2199 code for a protein of 732 amino acids. NCBI's taxonomy places the organism in Eukaryota, Fungi, Ascomycota, Eurotiomycetes, Eurotiales, Aspergillaceae. The transcript has 6 exons. Gene Ontology annotation, cellular component: membrane. Gene Ontology annotation, molecular function: NADH dehydrogenase (ubiquinone) activity; iron-sulfur cluster binding. The record is from RefSeq and is a predicted model, not a curated record. Gene Ontology annotation, biological process: ATP synthesis coupled electron transport.
AUGCGGCCGCAGUUGUUUCGUGCGGCCGCCCGGUCUUUCCGGGUCCCAAAAUCCAACAACUUCAGGACCUUCGCAACGACAACCCCUCGCUCUGCUGAGGUGGAGCUUACAAUUGAUGGCAAGAAAGUCUCGGUAGAAGCCGGCUCAGCACUCAUUCAGGCAUGUGAAAAGGCAGGCGUGACGGUUCCCAGGAAAUUAAUGAUUGCAGGAAAUUGCCGUAUGUGCCUCGUUGAAGUCGAACGUGCUCCCAAGCCAGUGGCAUCCUGUGCUUGGCCUGUGCAGCCCGGAAUGAACGUCAAGACAAAUUCACCACUUGUGCAUAAAGCAAGAGAGGGUGUCAUGGAAUUCCUCCUAGCGAACCAUCCUCUCGAUUGUCCUGUUUGUGAUCAGGGGGGUGAAUGUGACCUCCAGGACCAGUCAAUGCGCUAUGGUGCUGACCGCGGUCGAUUCCAUGAGGUUGGUGGAAAGCGUGCUGUUGAAGAUAAAAAUAUUGGUCCCUUAGUCAAAACUUCCAUGAACAGGUGUAUUCACUGCACCCGUUGUGUUCGCUUCAUGAACGACGUCGCUGGUGCCCCAGACCUUGGAACUACUGGAAGAGGAAACGACAUGCAGAUUGGCACUUACUUAGAAAAGAACCUCGACUCAGAGCUUUCCGGCAACAUCAUCGAUCUUUGCCCCGUCGGCGCCCUCACCUCAAAGCCUUAUGCGUUCCGAGCUCGCCCCUGGGAAUUGAAGCACACCGAGUCCAUCGAUGUCCACGAUGCCCUGGGCUCCAACGUCCGGAUAGACACCAGGGGUAUGGAGGUUAUGCGGGUACUUCCACGAUUGAACGAUGACAUUAACGAGGAAUGGAUUGACGACAAAUCCCGAUUUGCGUGUGAUGGCUUGAAAACCCAGAGACUCACAACUCCUUUGAUUCGCAAAGAAGGAAAAUUCGCCCCUGCAACCUGGGAACAAGCCCUGACUGAGAUAUCCAAUGCUCAGCAAAAGCUGCAAUUGAAGGAAAAUGAGUUCAAAGCCGUUGCCGGACAUCUUGUUGAUGCCGAAACGCUUGUGGCCAUGAAAGACUUGGCGAAUAAGCUUGGCUCCGAUAACCUUGCCUUAGAUCAGCCAGGAGGGAGCUCUCCUAUUGCCCAUGGAAUCGAUGUCCGUGCGAAUUACCUCUUCAACUCUAAAAUUUAUGGGAUUGAAGAGGCGGAUGUCAUCCUUCUUGUAGCUACGAACCCUCGCCAUGAAGCGGCAGUGCUCAAUGCGCGCAUUCGCAAACAAUACCUGCGCUCCGAUCUUGAAAUCGGCUUAAUCGGGGAGGACUUCGAGAGCACCUUCGACUAUGAGCAUCUUGGCUCUGAUGUCUCAUCUCUCAAGGCUGCAUUGUCUGGAAAAUUUGGAGAGAAGCUUGCAUCUGCUAAGCGACCAAUGAUCAUUGUUGGCAGCGCCGCCGCUGAACAUCAGGACGCGAAAGCGGUCUUUGAAACCGUCGGCAGCUUUGUGGAUAAGCACGCGAAGAACUUCAAUACCUCUGAAUGGCAAGGCUACAACGUUCUUCAGCGUGCAGCGUCUCGUGCCGCUGCCUAUGAGGUUGGCUUUACCACACCGUCGGCAGAAGUGGCCAAGACUACACCCAAAAUGGUCUGGCUGUUAGGUGCUGAUGAAAUCAGCCAAAGUGAGCUCCCAAGUGAUGCAUUUGUCAUCUAUCAGGGGCAUCACGGUGACCGUGGAGCUCAAUUGGCCGAUGUUGUUCUUCCGGGUGCAGCGUAUACCGAGAAGUCGGGUACUUACAUCAACACCGAGGGACGUGUACAGAUCACUCGUGCGGCGACUUCGUUGCCUGGUGCCGCACGUGACGAUUGGAAAAUUAUACGUGCUGCCAGCGAGUUCCUUGACUCGCCCCUUCCUUACGAUGACAUUGAAGCUCUCCGUGAUCGCAUGGAAGAAAUCAGUCCUAUAAUGCGUCGGUAUGAUGUCGUCGAGCCGACUUCUCUGAGCUCUUUGAGUAAGGUACAACUUAUCGACCAAAAUAAGGGUGCUCAGCCAUCUGGCACUCCGUUCAAGAAUGUCAUUGAGGACUUUUACUUCACCAAUCCCAUUGCUCGCAGUUCUCCGACUAUGGCUCGCUGUUCAGCAGCCAAAGCCACUGGAAACCCCGAGACAAACUUCAUGGCUGCUGGGGAGAUGUCUCCUCAGGCUCUGUAUGGCUAG